AUGUGGCGAUUAUUCAGCCGCGCUUCAAACUCUCCCGAAAAGAACCCUCCACGAGGUCUCCCCGCAUCAUGGUACCGUUCUGAAGCUAUCUACCAGCUAGAGCGACGAGCCAUUUUCUCUAAGCGCUGGAUUCUCCUGACUCAUUUUAGCCGCUUCUCCAAAUCAGGAGACUACCUUUCCUUCACCGUCGCCAAUUUCUCAUUCUUCCUUAUCCGCGAUCGAGAUGGUAAUCUCAACGGUUUCCACAAUAUCUGCCGACAUCGCGCGUUCCCAGUCGUCCAAUCCCGCUCCGGAUCCACAUCCAUCCUCAGCUGCAAAUACCACGGCUGGUCAUACGGGCUCACAGGCAAUCUUGCAAAAGCUCCUCGCUUCGAAACGGUUCCUGACUUCGAUAAACCCCAGCAUGGUCUAUUACCAGUGCAUGUCCACGUCGACAAAGCCGGGUUCGUGUGGGUCAAUCUCGAAGCAGGUGAGCCUGAGGUGAACUGGGAGGACGAACAUGACAAGAUCGAUGAGAAGCCGAGAAUGACGGACUUUGAUUUUGCUGGGGAGUUCACAUUCGACCAUUACUGGGAAAUGGAUCUGGAUGCGAAUUGGAAGGGUGUGAUUGAGAACUAUAAUGAAUGUUAUCACUGUGCGACUUCUCAUCCGCUCAUUGCAGGCGUCUCGGAUUUACCAAAAUAUCGGGUCGAGCCUAAUCAGAGUGGGAGUUAUAUGGAGCAUCACAUCUUCAAUAAGGAGACGAGCGAUGCUCAGUUUCGGAGGGCUAUCACUUAUUUUUUACCGACUACUUCGAUUACGGUUACCGACAAGUUCUUUUACAUACAACGUAUGAUCCCAGUUUCGGCGACGAAGAGCAAAAUCGAGAAUGAAGUCUUUCGACACAAAGAUGCGACGGAUGAGGAGUUCGCGGCUAUCAAUGCCUUCUACAGACAGGUGUUGGAUGAGGAUAAGGAGCUCUGUGUCGGUGCGCAGGAGAAUCUUAAUGGUGGAGUAUUUGUGAAUGGCGAGCUGCAUCCGAGCAAGGAGAAGGGACCGCUUCACUUCCAAGAGCGAGUAAAACAAAUGCUCAUGAAUCACCGGAAGAAAGAAGAGCAGCAAGGUGGACAAGAGAUUUGGCCUGCACGUCCCAAGUUCUCGGAGACGAUGACGGAUAAGUUACAAGAGGAAGAGAACUUUUGCUCGCAGCUGGAAGCGGCAAGUUGUAUGAGCAAGCCUGAGCUUGCAUGGUGA
Molecule: messenger RNA, 1233 nt
Organism: Penicillium atrosanguineum
Lineage: Eukaryota; Fungi; Ascomycota; Eurotiomycetes; Eurotiales; Aspergillaceae
Product: aromatic ring-hydroxylating oxygenase subunit alpha
Exons: 3
Coding region: 1-1233 (410 amino acids)
Molecular function (GO): iron ion binding; 2 iron, 2 sulfur cluster binding
Source: RefSeq, a predicted model, not a curated record